Theileria equi strain WA is the source of this 1314-nucleotide messenger RNA. RefSeq lists its product as hypothetical. The transcript has 6 exons. The record is from RefSeq and is a predicted model, not a curated record. Gene Ontology annotation, cellular component: cytoplasm. The coding region runs from base 1 to 1314 and encodes 437 amino acids. Gene Ontology annotation, molecular function: glycerophospholipase activity; metal ion binding. NCBI's taxonomy places the organism in Eukaryota, Apicomplexa, Aconoidasida, Piroplasmida, Theileriidae.
AUGUUGGACAUAUGUUUUUAUUUCAAUCCUAAAUUCUCCGAUUUUUUGUUAGUGAAUGUUGCAAAUGAUAUAAAUGGCGAGAUAACAAGAUUACGCAAUCACACAUCUGGUCUAUUCCUGAAUUCCAAAAUUGUCAUAAUUGGUUAUUCUAUGGGUUCCGUUAUAGGCGAUGAGUUGAUAAGAGGAAACACAGAUCGUAUGACAAAUCUUAAUCCUUCUGAACGUCCAAAAUUGGAACAUAAGGUGGAUUAUUUUUUCGCAGUAGGGAGUCCAUUAUCAUGUGCUUUGGUCUAUCAAACGCCUAGGUUUAUAAACACUGGUUUGAAGUUUCCGGAUGGUGUGCGUUAUUUGAAUGUGUUUCAUCCCUACGAUCCUAUAGCGUGUCGUUGGGAGAGGCUAAUAUACAGAGACAUAAAAAAGAUUCCAGAUCCUGUUGUAUUACCAUUUUGGCAAAAUAAUGGGUUUAAAAAUUGGUAUGAUUGGGACAAGAGAAUGCAGCAUGCAAAAUCUGUAAUAGUAGACAAUAUAACUGAUGUGGCUGCAUCUAUAAGUAAAAGUAUCUUUGGGUGGUGGGGACGUAGUGAAAAUGAUAGUGUAUUAAAUAAGAAUAUAACCUCUAGUGAUAAUCGUAGAAGGGCAUUUGAAAGCUUCAGGACCAGACUAAAGGAUCAAAAUACUUUAGAUAUACUAGAAGCCUUUGAUGAUCCUAGAAACCCUAUUACCGAUGGGAUUAUAACUGAAAAAAAAGAGGAUUAUUCUAGAACAAAUGACACUGAUAGUGUGUUUUUUCUACAAUCUGAAGAGGAUAUUUUUAGUGAUAUAGAAGAGAUUAAAGCUUCAGAAAAAGCACUGGACCAGUUAAAUAAGUCAAAUCAAUCGUUGCCAGUAAGAUACGAUUUUCAGCUACAGGAAGAUGCAACGGAACACUAUUUAAAUCCACUUGCAAUUCUACAAUCGCAUAUUAGCUAUUGGGGCUCAAAAGACGUUGCGUUAUUUAUAUUAAAGACAGUACACGGAAGUCACGAGAGUAUAUCCAUAACAGCUUUACUAUCUGCAAUAGAAACAAAAGCCAAAAAACUAUCUUUUGUGGCCGUGAAUAAGACCUUGAAGCAACAAUUUUUGGCCAUAGCAGAAGAUGCUAAAAGGGCUUUCGAAAAGGUUUCAAAGGAGGAUUUAACGCUCAAAACCGAGAAUGUGGCAACUCUGAAAACCGCUUGGAACGCCAUUACAAAGACCAAUGACGUUGACGUUUAUCCAAAUGAACUUUUAACAUGUGAUAUUAUUGAAACUGAUGAUAGUUUCUCUGCACAAUGA